Halichondria panicea is the source of this 714-nucleotide messenger RNA. RefSeq lists its product as uncharacterized. Bases 42 to 590 code for a protein of 182 amino acids. Lineage: Eukaryota; Metazoa; Porifera; Demospongiae; Suberitida; Halichondriidae. Gene Ontology annotation, molecular function: acireductone dioxygenase [iron(II)-requiring] activity. The record is from RefSeq and is a predicted model, not a curated record. The transcript has 4 exons.
UACCAGAUGAUUAUUGGCCCUUGCAUGGUACAUGGUUGACAAUGGUUCGUGCCUGGUUGUUUGAUGGUGUUCCUGGGGAUCAGAGGCUCCCCCACAAGAGAGAGGGGUCUCAGGAGAUCUCCCUGGAGAAGCUAGCUGAACUUGGAGUGCUCUAUUUGAAGUUGGAUGCAGACAAUUACGAAGACGAUGGCAAGCUUGCUCAGAUCCGUUCAGAGAGAGGUUACAACUACUCUGACCAAAUCACCUUGUCCCCAGAGAAGCUGCCUAACUAUGAGCAAAAGAUCAAGAAUUUCUUCGAGGAGCAUUUGCAUGCCGAUGAGGAGGUGAGGUUCAUUGUGGAUGGUAGUGGCUACUUUGAUGUUAGGGACACCAGUAAUCAGUGGAUUCGUAUCGAGUUGGUCAAGGGAGACCUCAUAACUCUGCCAGCUGGGAUCUACCAUCGCUUCACUCUCGACUCAAACGACUACAUCAAAGCCGUCCGCCUGUUUAAGGGUGAACCUGUGUGGACCCCCAUCAACAGGCCAGCUGAUGAGCAUCCUGCAAGAGUCGACUACCUCUCACAUCAUCCCAUAGCCAUUUCCGCAAAAUGACUCGUCAAAUUUUUGUUGUAUGAACACUAACACAAACUUUUACUAACUAGAUCUAUUAAUUUCGUGUGUUUUUUGGUUUAUAUACAUGUACCUUUUCUAUGGUGAACCUUAAUUAAUUAAUAUC